AUGGAUAGCAGCACUAUCGACCAGAUGGUGUCGGUUGAAAUGGCGUUAGCUCUUCGCCAAAAGCAAGCGAGUUAUGUGGAUGCCCCAGUUAGUGGUGGUGUUGUUGGAGCUCAAAAUGCGACAUUGACAUUUAUGGUUGGUGGCGGUGAUGAGCAGCCAGUUUUCGAUCGUGCCCAUACAUUUUUGAGCAAAAUGGGCAAGAACAUCGUCAAUUGGUGGAAGGUUGGAAAUGGGCAAGCCGCUAAAAUUUGCAAUAAUAUGAUGCUUGGAAUUUCAAUGAUUGGUGUGUCGGAGACGAUGAAUCUUGGCGGAUUCGGUAGUGCUUUGAUGGCGAAAGAUUUGUCGUUAGCUCAAAAUGCUGCUACCGAUACCCAUGCUCCAACUCCUCUUGGUUCUAUGGCGCAUCAGAUUUGCAAAUCUUUUAGCUCAAGACUGAGGGUAGCUGUUGCACAUUCUCACGGCGAGGUGCACGAUCACGAAGAUGGCGAUAAGUCACAUGUUCAUGUUCGAGAUCUAGAGGAACGUCGGCGGCAUCAAGUGGAAAGGGAUAAGUCGUUCUUGCGUGCCCGCGCUGAAAAUGAAGUCCAGAUGCCUCCACCUAUUCCAAAACCGGAUAUCGGGGCUGGUGAUGAUGCUGAUGGACGAAGAAUAACCGUGAAACAAAUGACAAAAUUCGCAUGGGACAGCUACAAAAAGUAUGCUUGGGGCUCAAAUGAAUUGAAACCGAUCUCGAAAAAAGGUCAUUCUGCAUCAAUAUUCGGAAGCGGUGAUUUGGGGGCAACGAUCGUCGAUGCAUUAGAUACUCUCUAUAUAAUGGGAUUGAAAGAAGAAUAUGAAGAUGCGCACAAAUGGAUUGAGAUGAAUCUCGAUUUCAAGCGAUUAGCCCGUGGAGAUAUCUCCGUGUUCGAGACGAAUAUUCGCUUUGUUGGCGGUCUUUUAUCGGGAUAUGCUUUGACACGUGACGAGAUGUACCUGAAAAAGGCCACUUCAAUUGUUGACCUUUUGUUGCCCGCUUUGACACACCAACUGGGUAUCCCCUUGGCACUCAUCAACAUUGUGUCAGGCAAAGCGAAAAACUAUGGCUGGGCCUCGGGCGGUGCGAGUAUUCUCUCGGAAUUCGGCAGUCUCGAGCUCGAGUUCGAUUACCUCUCGAAUCUCACCGGAAAUGAUAUUUAUCGAAAUAAAAUCAAAACCGUUCGCGAUUUUCUGACAUCUCUUGAGAAACCCGAUGGAUUAUACCCAAUCUACUUGAAUCCGAACAACGGGAAAUGGGGACAAAGAGAAUACUCGAUUGGGGCAAUGGCUGACAGUUUUUACGAAUAUCUUCUCAAACAGUAUCUUGUUACCGGGAAAAAGGACACGCGAACAAAGAAGGAAUACAAUGAAGCCAUUGAGGCGAUGGAGAAGAAAAUGCUCUUCAGCAGCAGUCCCAGCAAUUUGAAAUAUUUCGCCAAUCUGAAAGGGAGUCGAGUCGAGCACAAGAUGGAACACCUUGGAUGUUUUUGUGGAGGAAUGUUCGCACUUGAUGCUUUCAAUGAGCCAAAUGCGACACGAGCAAGGCAUUACAUGGAUCUGGCAAAAGAUAUUGGGCACACAUGUCACGAGAGCUAUCGGAAAUCAGCAAUUGGCAUCGGUCCCGAGGCUUUUCGUUUCACGAACGAUGUGGAAGCCGUUGCCGUGUCUUCUCAAGAAAAAUACUAUAUUCUUCGACCGGAGGUGGUUGAAACUUGGUUUUAUUUAUGGAGAUUUACCAAAGAUCAAAAGUAUCGUGACUGGGCCUGGGAUGUGGUACAAGCACUCGAAAAACACUUGAAGGUGGAAGCCGGUUAUUCUGGCGUAAAGGAUGUCUAUCAAGUACCGGUGACACAUGAUGAUACUCAACAGUCAUUCCUUUUUGCCGAACUUUUUAAAUAUUUAUAUUUGAUAUUUUCCGAGGACAGUGUGAUGGACCUUACUCAAUGGGUAUUCAAUACGGAGGCUCAUCCAUUCCCUGUUAGAAAUUCU
This is a messenger RNA of Mesorhabditis belari, 2004 nucleotides long. The record is from the annotation of a GenBank genome assembly. Lineage: Eukaryota; Metazoa; Nematoda; Chromadorea; Rhabditida; Rhabditidae.